This is a messenger RNA of Haemorhous mexicanus (house finch), 1790 nucleotides long. It is a transcript of the gene IFNGR2, whose product is annotated as interferon gamma receptor 2. The record is from RefSeq and is a predicted model, not a curated record. Lineage: Eukaryota; Metazoa; Chordata; Aves; Passeriformes; Fringillidae. Gene Ontology annotation, molecular function: protein binding. The transcript is spliced from 7 exons. The coding region runs from base 107 to 1120 and encodes 337 amino acids.
AGCGGUGGCGCUGGCCGCGGCCGUGCGGGGUCGGAGCGUGCGGCCGCCGCAGCCCAGCCCGGCCCGGCCCGGCCGCGCUCGGGGGGAGCCGCGGCCGAGCGGGGCCAUGCGGGGCCGGGCUCCGCUCCGCUCCCUCCCGCUCCUGCUGCUGCUGCCGCUGCUGCUCCUGCUGCUGCUUCGCUCGGCCGCAGAAACUUCUCCCUCUUUACCAGCCCCCAAAAAUGUGGAGGUUUAUUCCUACAACUUCCAGAGUUUGCUGAGGUGGUCUCCUGUUCCAGUGGAGAAUGGCACAGUGUUAUACACAGCCCAGUACAGAACCAGAGGGUCCUUUCCUGUCUGGAGUGAGAUGGGCUGUGCAGAGAGCCCCCAGCCCCAGUGCUGGUUCCCCCCCGAGCUGCGGCGGCGGCGGCGCUGGACGAUCCUGCUGCGCGUGCGGGCCCAGCUGGGCACCCUGGCAUCAGCCUGGGCACACAGCCCUCCCUUCGUGGCAGAGAGCAACACCACUCUGGGCCCCCCCAGGGUGAACAAUGUCAGUGCCAGCUCUGGCUCUCUGCUCAUCAGUGUCAGCCCCCCCUUCCCCCCCGAGCCUGGGGACAUCCUGCAGUACCGUGUGUCCUACUGGGAGAACAGCACCAGUGCCACAGCAAAAAAGCUAAGUGAAAGGAAGACACUAUUCCAAAUUGGAAAUCUAAAGGAGGCAACACUUUACUGCUUCAGUGUUCAAGUGCAGCUGGAGAUCUACUCAGGUCACCUGCUGGAAGGGCAGCCCAGUGCCCCAGAGUGCCACAGAACUGCCCUCAGUGAGGCAACCCGAGCUGGGUUCAUCACCCUCCUCUUUGCCCUGGCCUUGGUGCUUGCCAAUCUGGGGGCAGCUGCUUUGCUGCUCCUGUGGAAACACCACCAAAAAAUCAAAUACUGGGCUCAGCCCCCUCUGGAAAUCCCAUCCCACUUCAAGGAGUUCCUGAGGGACCCUGGCUUGGCUGGCCUGGAGGAGCUGAACAGUCCUGCUGAGGAGGAGCCCCAGGCCCUUGUGCUUGGAGAGGGAAGUGGCCAGGAGGGUGAGGAUCCUUCACCCCACACCUCCAGGGACAGGGCAGCCACUGAAGGGCCACCCCAGUGAGUGUCACCUGCCCAGGACUGUCCAGAGGCUGCUCCCAGGGUGAGGCUGCUGCCAGGACCGUCCUGAACAUGAACCCCUGGGAUCACAGGAGAAUCCUGAACAUGAACCCCUGGGAUCACAGGAGAAUCCUGAACAUGAACCCCUGGGAUCACAGGAGAAUCCUGAACAUGAACCCCUGGGAUCAGAGGAGAGUCCUGAACAUGAACCCCUGGGAUCACAGGAGAAUCCUGAACACAGAGCCUGGGAUCACAGGACCAUUCCUUUGGAUCACAGGACAAUCCUUGGGAUGACAGGACAAUCUCUGGGAUCACAGAACCUCCCUGGGAUCACAGAACCUCCCUGGGAUCACAGAACCUCCCUGGGAUCACAGGACAAUCCCUGGGAUGACAGGACCAUCCUGAACACAGACUCUGAUGCUCCAGGGGCCUCUGCCCAGCUCCUCACUCUGCCAAGAGCACUGGGAGGAGGGAAGGUGGAAGGGGAAGGGAAGGAACACUAAAUUGCCUGAAGCCAGGUGGAUGAAAGGGGUGAAUUCCCACCCCAGCUUGGAGGAAUGACUGCACUUUAUUGAUGUGGGGUGAGCUGGGAUUUUUCAGGGAGUGAAGAGCUGCACUGUGAAUUCCAUUUGUACUGUUUGGUUUCUGUUGCCAAUAACACUCCCAUCAUACCA